AUAACGAUUGUGAACCUUAGUGCAGCAUUGCCCGUCAAUUUUGUGCGUUUCGAUUCGGGGGAAAAGCAAAUUUAAUCUGUAAAAUAAGCCUAAAUCCGCGUUCCUUUUAAAUAAAAAAUCAUGAGCGCCUUCCCAGGAACGUUCGCGUUUGACGAAUAUGGUCGCCCUUUCAUCAUUUUGCGCGACCAGGAGCAGCAAAAGCGCAUCACAGGCACAGAUGCCAUUAAGACGCACAUUAUGGCAGCAAGGCAGAUUGCCUCGACGCUGAAGACAUCGCUGGGUCCCAAAGGUCUGGACAAGAUUAUGGUCAGCUCCGAUGGCGAUGUUACUGUGACCAAUGAUGGUGCCACCAUUAUGAAGCUAAUGGAGGUGGAUCAUGAGAUUGCCAAAUUGAUGGUGCAACUGUCGCAGUCGCAGGACGAUGAAAUUGGCGAUGGCACCACUGGUGUGGUUGUUCUGGCUGGCGCUCUGCUGGAGCAGGCCGAGGGCUUGAUCGAUCGCGGCAUUCAUCCAAUUCGUAUUGCCGAUGGCUUUGAGCUGGCCGCUCAGUGUGCCAUUAAGCAGCUGGAUGCAAUUGCUGAACCUUUCCCUGUGGAUCCCAAUAACAAGGAGCCACUCAUUCAGAUCGCAAUGACCACGCUGGGCAGCAAGAUUGUGAAUAAAUGUCAUCGUCAGAUGGCUGAAAUGGCUGUCGAUGCUGUGCUCAAUGUGGCCGAUAUUGAGAAGAAGGAUGUGAACUUUGAGCUUAUCAAAAUUGAGACUAAGGUGGGCGGACGCAUGGAGGACUCUAUGCUGGUCAAGGGCGUCAUUGUGGACAAGACCUUGAGCCAUUCGCAAAUGCCCAAGGAGCUGAAAAAUGUCAAGCUGGCCAUACUCACCUGCCCCUUCGAGCCACCGAAGCCAAAGACAAAGCAUAAGUUGGAUGUUACCUCUGCGGAGGAUUACCGAGCACUGCGCGACUACGAGCAGGAGAAAUUUAAGCAGAUGGUCAAGCAGGUCAAGGAUGCCGGCGCCACUUUGGCCAUUUGUCAGUGGGGCUUCGAUGAUGAGGCCAAUCACUUGCUGUUGCAGCAGGAACUACCCGCCGUACGCUGGGUAGGUGGUCCAGAGAUUGAGCUGAUUGCUAUUGCAACCGGCGGACGCAUUGUGCCACGCUUCGAGGAGCUGACACCCGAGAAACUCGGCUCCGCUGGACUGGUGCGUGAGAUGGCCUUUGGUACCUCCAAGGACAAGAUGCUGGUCAUUGAGGAGUGCAAGAACUCCAAGGCUGUCACAAUUUUCUUGCGCGGAGGCAACGCCAUGAUCAUUGCUGAGGCCAAGCGCUCCAUACAUGAUGCCAUUUGUGUGGUUCGUUCGCUCGUCAAGGAUUCGCGUAUUGUUUAUGGUGGUGGCGCUGCUGAGAUUAGCUGCUCCCUGGCCGUGGCCAAGGAAGCUGAUCAGUUGUCCACAUUGGAGCAAUAUGCAUUCCGUGCCUUUUCCGUUGCCCUGGAAAGCAUACCCUUGGCUCUGGCCGAGAAUAGUGGACUGCACCCGGUCGAGACACUCUCGGAGCUGAAGGCCAGCCAGGUGGCCGAGAACAGGCCCAGCUUGGGUGUCGACUGCAUGCUGACUGGCGAUUCGGAUAUGAAGAAUCACAAUGUGGUCGAAUCGUUGCACUCGAAGAAGCAACAGAUUCUGCUCUCCACACAGCUGGUCAAGAUGAUACUCAAGAUCGAUGACGUGCGCUCCAACAGCAGCGGCAUGUAAUGUGGAACAAAUCGUCUACACCCACACACACCCAUUUAGUUCUCACACACACACACUCGCGCAUGCACCACUUCGCUAUGCUCUGCUUCAUAAUACAUAUAUGAUUUAUAUAUAUAUAAAUAUUUGUAUAACUCUGUA
Drosophila mojavensis is the source of this 1884-nucleotide messenger RNA. RefSeq names its product T-complex protein 1 subunit epsilon (gene CCT5). The transcript has 3 exons. NCBI's taxonomy places the organism in Eukaryota, Metazoa, Arthropoda, Insecta, Diptera, Drosophilidae. Gene Ontology annotation, biological process: protein folding. The coding region runs from base 121 to 1746 and encodes 541 amino acids. Gene Ontology annotation, cellular component: chaperonin-containing T-complex. The record is from RefSeq and is a predicted model, not a curated record. Gene Ontology annotation, molecular function: ATP-dependent protein folding chaperone; ATP binding; ATP hydrolysis activity.